This is a messenger RNA of Haplochromis burtoni (Burton's mouthbrooder), 2151 nucleotides long. RefSeq names its product AFG1 like ATPase a (gene afg1la). The transcript has 13 exons. Gene Ontology annotation, cellular component: mitochondrion; cytoplasm. The record is from RefSeq and is a predicted model, not a curated record. Gene Ontology annotation, molecular function: ATP hydrolysis activity; ATP binding. Lineage: Eukaryota; Metazoa; Chordata; Actinopteri; Cichliformes; Cichlidae. Bases 27 to 1448 code for a protein of 473 amino acids.
UUUGAUUGACAGAAUUUGAAUUCAAGAUGGCGGCGCGCGUACCGCUGUCUAUGAAGAUGUCACCCUCAGCUUCUUUGGGCUUAAGGCUUCUUUUUAAAGAGCAACAUUCCUCCGGAAAGCUGCUGAAAUCUCUCAGCGAGUUCCACAGAAGAGGCUACUCUGUGAAAGUCCGGCAGGCGGAGGAGGAGAGCGGUGUUAGCGCCGCCGGCUUCAGCGGCCCCCUGGAUCACUACACCGGGCUGAUCAGAGAUGGGACGCUGCGGGAGGAUGAGCACCAGAAAGCAGUGAUGCAGAAACUGGACGAGCUGCACAAAACUCUGAGAGGAUACAGCAACACCCCGACAUCUGUCUUCUCCAGGUUUUUCACAAAACCAAAGCCUCCCAAAGGUUACUACAUCUACGGUGAUGUUGGCACGGGGAAAACGAUGGUCAUGGACAUGUUUUAUUCAUAUGUGGAGACUGAGAACAAAAAGAGGGUUCAUUUCCAUGGUUUUAUGUUAGACGUGCAUAAAAGGAUUCAUCGGCUGAAACAGAGCAUGCCAAAAAGGAAAGCAGGAAAAAUGGCCAAGUCUUAUGAUCCCAUUGCUCCGGUUGCAGAGGAAAUCAGUGAGGAGGCUUGUCUGUUGUGCUUCGAUGAGUUUCAGGUCACUGAUAUUGCAGACGCCAUGAUUCUCAAGCAGCUUUUUGAGAAUCUGUUUCUAAACGGUGUUGUUGUUGUGGCUACUUCUAAUCGUCCGCCUGUAGACUUGUAUAAAAACGGCCUGCAGAGAGUCAACUUUGUGCCUUUUAUUGCAGUGUUGCAGAAAUAUUGCCAUACUCUUCGCCUGGACUCUGGGAUUGACUACCGCAAACAGAAUAGACCCUCAUCUGGAAAACUCUACUUCCUUUCCAGUGAACCUGAUGCAGAAACGACCCUCGAUAAAAUGUUUGACGAGCUGUCUUUUAAACAGAAUGACAUAACACGACCAAGAGUUCUGAACGUCCACAACAGAAAAGUCCGUCUGAACAAAGCGUGCGGGACCAUCGCAGACUGUACGUUUGAGGAGCUUUGUGAUAGACCUUUAGGAGCGAGUGACUACCUAGAGAUAUCCAGGCUGUUUGACACAGUCUUCAUUCGACACAUUCCUUUGCUGACCGUGAACAAAAAAACUCAAGCCAGGCGGCUCAUUACGCUUGUGGAUGCCCUCUAUGAACACAAGGUACGUGUGGUGAUCCUCGCAGAUCACCCGCUGGAGGAUAUUUUUGUACAAGAUGGGGAUCACAGCCACGACGAGGGCCACAUCCUUAUGGAUGACCUGGGGCUGAAAAGGGAAGAAGCCAGCAGUCUGUCCAUCUUCAGCGGCGAAGAGGAAAAAUUUGCCUUCCAGAGGACCGUGUCCCGACUCACAGAGAUGCAGACAGAAGAAUAUUGGCUGGAGGGGGACAGAAGCAUGAAAUCACAGGCGUAACAUUUAGAAAGGAAACAGUGUUACCAAACUUGGUGCGCCUUAAUCUGCACUCCUCGCUGCCUGUAACAGCCCAGAACUGAACACUCCUCCUCAUCAUCAUCAUCUUAUGCAGCACAAACCCAGUGGAACUCCUCAUCUCUGUGCGUGUGUGCAAUUGUAGUGCAGAGUAUUUAUUCUUAUCUAAUCAUUUUAUUGCGACAUUGCACUUUAAGGAGGAUUUAUAAGAUGAACUUUGAGUUAUUGCUUUUAACUUGGUGACAUUUUUGAGGUCCAACUUCACUUUUUUUUGAUGUGUGGGAAAUCAGCUGGACGACUUUUGGAAAAGUAAUCCAAAAGGACUUUGAUGAAGAUUUAAGGGACAUUUUAAUUGGAUCUAUUUUAAGAUACACUACGGUUUGAAAAUGAAAUGAAUUGUAUAUGAUCUUAACACAUCUAAAUACAAUGGCAGCAGACUGGUUUGGAGAUUUGCAGCCGUGUGUUUAUUCGAGUUGUGAUUUAUUUAGCCUGUGCAUGUGAAAUGUUUAUCUCAGAAAGCUUUGCAGAUGCUGCAGAGAAUGAAUGGCACCAUCUGACUCUUCAUCAGUGUCUUCAUUCGCCAGACGGAAAAAGAAAAGCAAACCAUGUCAGCUGAAUAUUACUUAUAUGGCACAAUAGCUUUGUACAUCUGUCCCCACAAAUGAAACCGUUUCAGUGUUGGCGUAGG